AUGGCGACACGGCAAUGGAAUCCCUCCACAGACAUGCCGGAUCUGAACGGCAAAGUCGCUGUCGUGACUGGGGGCAGCUUUAGCUCGGGAAUUGGCCUCGAGACAGUCAGGUUCCUAGCUCGGAAAGGAGCAAAGGUGUACUUGACCACGCGAAACGAAGCGAGAGCCCGACAAGCCAAGGACAAGCUCACAAAAGACACCGGUAUCGAUGCGAGAAAUAUUCAAUACCUCGUGAUGGAUCUGUAUGAUCCGGUCAGUAUCACUCACGCUGUCGAAGAACUAAAGAGAAAAGAGACAAAGCUGCACAUCUUGACUAACACCUAUAGCCAUAUGGGACCUUUCAUUCUAAUCGACCGUCUUCUGCCCCUGCUAAAAACCGCCGCCAGAGACGUUAGCACCGACGUCAGGAUCGUCAAUCUUAGCUCCACUGCGAGUAUUAGCAUGCUCCCAGCCAAUUUCAAGUUCAAUUUCGACUCGCCAACGUGCUUCAAGAAUCCAGUUCUGUCAUACCCAUGGCAAUGGCGCUAUAUAGGAAGGUUCAUGUUUGGUUUCGACAUGAUUCGGUACGCUGUGUCUAAAGCAGCCGUAGUUCUGCUUACACAAGAGCUCCAAGGAAGGUUAGAGGCACAGAACCUACGUAUUACUUGUAUAGCUGUUCAUCCCGGGGAGGUCCUCACUGAGGGUGUGCUCGCUAUCAACAACGUUCUUGUCAGGGCUAUAGCUCGCGCGUCGUUUCUGACUGCUGAGCAGGGCGCGGUUAAUUGUUUAUUCGCAGCGACAGCGACAGAGGUCAAGAAUGACACGCUGAAGUACAAGGGGAGGUUUAUUGUUCCAGUGGGAAAGGUGGAGGAGCCCAAUCCUGUUGCUAGAGACGAUCGACAGGUCAAGGGACUGUGGGAGAAUACUAUGGUCGAGUGCGACGAAAAACUUCCUUCCUGCUUCAACUGUGCCCGUCGUGGCAUGACAUGCAGCUUGACCCAAUCUCAACCGUCUCCUCAGAACACAGAGCCAGUCGGCCGGGUUGAGAUAGAUAACACAGAGACCAACCCGAGUCCUGAUGCAUUAUCCGUCGCUGGCCAAUACCCUUGCCUUGAGGCUGGAUAUGCAGCACAUCUGGCCAUGGUCCUCCCCGAGAUGUCAUAUGAUGUACCGCUUCUGUCCCACAGCCUACUAUCCAUCGCCGCCUUGCACAAGGCUCAUCUGUUACCCGCAACAAGGGACAAAUAUCUCGAUCUCGCAGCCUAUCACCAGACCCGCGGCAUGGAAGGGUUCCGCAGCAUAUUUCACAAUAUUGACGAAAGGAACUGGCACCCUGCGUUCUGCUUCUCAUCUACAAUUAUCAUAUAUGCGUUUUCCCCGGCGGGCCGGACCGAAGAGGCCAUGGCGGAUAUCCUGCAGAUCUUUGUCUUGAUACAUGGUGUUCGACCUAGUCUCGCGGGUGCGGGACGGAGCCUUAUGGAGACGCCGUUCUCAGCAUUGGCAAAUGGAAUCGGACAGAAUGUUUUUAUGAGUAUGUGGUCCCGCUCCAAUCACGGAACAAACAUGGACUGA
Messenger RNA from Fusarium subglutinans, 1551 nucleotides. Its product is annotated as carbonyl reductase. The record is from RefSeq and is a predicted model, not a curated record. Lineage: Eukaryota; Fungi; Ascomycota; Sordariomycetes; Hypocreales; Nectriaceae. Bases 1 to 1551 code for a protein of 516 amino acids. The transcript is spliced from 5 exons. Gene Ontology annotation, molecular function: zinc ion binding; DNA-binding transcription factor activity, RNA polymerase II-specific. Gene Ontology annotation, biological process: regulation of DNA-templated transcription.